AAGUGGUUGCAUACACACGUCGUCGCUUAGGCGAAAAUUUCUAGGCGAGUACUGGAUAACAGCAGCGCCUAAGUUAGUUCGUUUGAGAUCUCUAAAACCUAGUUUAACAUAAAGUAAUCAUGCAGUCUAUGAUUAUCCUCGCAGCCACACUCUGCCUCGCUCAGGCUUCAUACUAUGCCGGCCCACCCGCUCACAUACAGCUUAGUCCCGAUGGCAAAUAUGUUCUUGAUACACCCGAAGUAGCACAUGCAAAACAAGCCCACUACGCAGCGCAUGCACAAGCAUCGUCCGCUCACGGAGCAUGGGCACCCGCCGCUGGGUACCUCGGCGCACCCGCUGCUUACGCGGCUGGUCACUACGGUGCACCUGCAGCUGGUCUCCUCAAGUACGGCCCCGCGCCCCUAGCGCAUGAUGGUCGCGUUGUAGACACCCCUGAGGUUGCCCACCUGAAGGCCGCACACGCCCAGGCGCACGCUCACGCCGCGCACGGCAGUGCGUUAGCACCUCUUGGCCAUGGACCGAUCGCUCCUCUUAGUUACGCCGCACCCCUUGCUCAUGGUGCCGGAUACGCCGCAGGUUACGGCAAAUGGACUGGACCCCCAGCCCACAUCCAGCUGACCCACGAUGGUCAAUACGUAGUGGAUACACCUGAAGUGCAGCACGCGAGAGCUGCCCACCUUGCACAAUAUGCGGCCGCCGCUCAUGCCGCCGCCGCUUCACCCGAGGAGCCCUGGGGACAUGGACCCCAAGGCUGGCACUAAUCUCUACCUCUGACCUACUACGACACUGCCUAAAUGCCUUUUUAUAUAAAAUGUACAUAAAAACAAAAAAAAUGUUGUACUGUAUAAAGUUGAACGUGAACGUGUAAAGCAAACUGCAAACAAUGUAGAGUGAACUUGAAAAUGUAAUAUUAAAAAAAAUCUAAUAAUUUUAUAAGUGUGUUUUC
Molecule: messenger RNA, 946 nt
Organism: Achroia grisella
Lineage: Eukaryota; Metazoa; Arthropoda; Insecta; Lepidoptera; Pyralidae
Gene: CPH30
Product: pupal cuticle protein-like
Exons: 4
Coding region: 120-761 (213 amino acids)
Source: RefSeq, a predicted model, not a curated record